ACGAAUCCAUGCCCGCCGCUUUCGACUGGCUCAAAAGAGGAAAAAUGUUUAAGAUAAAGAACGAGCUUAUGCAAUUCUACUGUGGAUAAUCGGCAAAAAUAUUCGACUUUCGGCCCUUACAGCAAUUUAUCUUAUCCCGACGGCUCGACCAUUUCUCAACCCCAUCUUGUUGCAAUCUCAGUUAGCCAUCCAUAUCAAUGGAAGAAGACACAACAUGGGAGCAAAGACUCCAAGCCUUGACCCAUAUCCUAACCAGCCCCACAACCACACCAUCUCUCUACUCUCAGUUCUUUGUUUCUUCCCAAAUCCCUUGCUACCUCAACUGGGACUAUCCUCCAAUUCUCUGCACGAAGUUCUCCUCGACCUUCCCUCCUCUUCAUUUAAGGUGGGCUUUCGCUCUUUUCCUCAAAAGGGUCUCCAGAUUUGGGCUCCCUGAGACCUCAUGGAGAUCCAAGUGCCCAUUCCAACAGCCUCCACCAUUGAUUCUUGCCAAGGGACUGGAGGAAGCUCAGUGGGGAGAAGAACAAAGGAGGAAUUACGUCAGGAAGAGGAUGGCAAGGAAACUUAAGGGAAAUAAUGUUCACCCAUUGAUUCCUAUUUUGGUUCCAAAUCUUUUGCUAUGUUCUCUCUUGAUUUGGAAACCUUUUCCCGAUGUAUAUUCCUGAGAAUUUUGAAGCAAAAUAUUAACAUGGGUUUUUGUAAA
This is a messenger RNA of Carya illinoinensis, 703 nucleotides long. RefSeq lists its product as uncharacterized. Bases 198 to 665 code for a protein of 155 amino acids. The transcript has a single exon. The record is from RefSeq and is a predicted model, not a curated record. NCBI's taxonomy places the organism in Eukaryota, Viridiplantae, Streptophyta, Magnoliopsida, Fagales, Juglandaceae.